This is a messenger RNA of Brettanomyces bruxellensis, 759 nucleotides long. Its product is annotated as high-affinity iron permease. NCBI's taxonomy places the organism in Eukaryota, Fungi, Ascomycota, Pichiomycetes, Pichiales, Pichiaceae. The transcript has a single exon. The coding region runs from base 1 to 759 and encodes 252 amino acids. Gene Ontology annotation, molecular function: ferrous iron transmembrane transporter activity. Gene Ontology annotation, biological process: iron ion transmembrane transport. Gene Ontology annotation, cellular component: plasma membrane; high-affinity iron permease complex. The record is from RefSeq and is a predicted model, not a curated record.
AUGUUCGUUCUCCCGUUCAUUACAACUUUGCGUGAAGGAAUGGAAGCCGUUGUUUUUGUCGGUGGAGUGGGGAUUGGAGCCUCGGCUAAAUCAAUUCCUCUUCCCGUUGUGUGUGGGUUAAUUGCUGGUGUUGCUGUUGGAGUCUUUAUGUACUACGGUGGGUCACGUGUCUCGCUCCAGGUCUUUUUGUGCAUCUCCACGGCCAUUCUCUACUUGAUUUCCGCCGGUCUUUUCUCCAGGGGUGUGUGGUUCUUCGAAAACUAUGCCUACAACCAGAAAACGGGUGGAGAUGCAUCCGAAAAUGGCUCUGGCCCGGGCACUUACGAUAUCAGGCGAUCUGUGUGGCACGUGAAUUGUUGCAACCCGCAGACUGACAACGGUUGGGAUGUGUUUAAUGCUCUCCUCGGGUGGCAGAACUCUGCAACCUACGGCUCUGUUCUUUCUUACAACCUCUACUGGUUGACGCUGAUGGUUGUUCUUUACUUCAUGUACUAUGACGAGACGCGUGGCCACAUUCCACUUUUAAGAAACGUGAAGUUCCGCCAGCUCAACCCGUUGUACUACAUUAAGGGUAAGAAGAAUAAGGAGCUAAGUGUUGAGCAGCAGCAACAGCUUGUUCUCGAUGCAGAAUUGAGACUCCGGGAGGAGGCUGGAGAUGAGGGUAGUGCACCGGUUGCAACCCAGAGUAUUGAGCUGGAGAAUCUGGAGCGGGUGAAACGGGACAAUUUCACAGAGUCGGUGAGGGUUUCGAAUGAUUGA